Solanum lycopersicum (tomato) is the source of this 1152-nucleotide messenger RNA. RefSeq lists its product as uncharacterized. Gene Ontology annotation, molecular function: mRNA binding; structural constituent of ribosome. Gene Ontology annotation, biological process: translation. The record is from RefSeq and is a predicted model, not a curated record. Lineage: Eukaryota; Viridiplantae; Streptophyta; Magnoliopsida; Solanales; Solanaceae. Gene Ontology annotation, cellular component: ribosome.
UUUUAAGUCAUGGAUAGCAAUUCCAUAACCUAAGGGGCCAAAGUGUAUGCUAGUAGGCCUAAAACCUCACUUCCCCAACCUUGGUACUUCUCCCAGACGGCUUAAACCCGCCGCCGUAAUCACUAUCUCCGGCGCCGUUACAAAGUCCAAGCAGAAGUUCUUAUGCUAUAAGAUUCUGUAAUCAUGAGGUGCUUUAAUCGAUUUAUCAAUCAAUUGCUGUCUCGCCGUUCAAGAACUAUUUCCACAUAUCAAACACCUUAUGUGCAUUCACGAAUUCCACAGUCCAAGAUUCAAAAUUUAUCCAAAACCCAUUUCUACAGCUUCACUAAAUCGUUAAUUAGUUCAAAUUUCACAACAUCAGCUCAGGAGUCUAAGCCGGCCCCAUCCGAGAGAGUAUCUGCGAUAGUCGAUGAGAUUUCGGGUCUAACGUUGCUGGAAGUAUCGGAUUUGGGGGAGGUUCUAAGGAAGAAAAUGGGUAUUGAAGAGAUGCCUGUAAUGGCAAUGAUGAUGCCUGGAAUGGGAUUUAGUGCUGGAGGGAUGAAGGGAAAGGGUGCAGGAGCUGCGGGAAAGACGGAGGAGAAGGCGGAGAAGACUGUGUUUGAUCUGAAGCUUGAAGGGGGAUUUGAUGCCGGGGCAAAGAUUAAGAUUAUCAAGGAAGUGAGAUCUUUUACUGAUCUGGGACUCAAGGAGGCUAAGGAUUUGGUGGAAAAGGCUCCAGCUAGUUUGAAGAAAGGGGUUACGAAAGAGGAGGCUGAGAAAAUUAUUGAGAAGAUGAAAGCGGUUGGAGCCAAAGUCACUAUGGAGUGAGAUCCCUUGAUUGUAUUUUUGCAACAAAGAUCGGGAGCUAACAGGUCAUGACUUUGAAAACACAAUCUGCAUUUGGUGAUGCAUCAUGUUUGGAGGUUCGUGGUUACUCAAGGGCUAGCUUUUCUGUUUUGAAAAUAAAGGAGACGGUGACUCUCCUAGGACAUUGUAGAGCUAUUUGGUUGAGAACUGACAUCUUAUAAUGAAUUCACGUUGUUAUAGGUAUGAUAGAUAGUGAGCUGAAAAAAACUGUGGUAUAUUUGCAACCAUGGAUUAGUUUCCAAUUCAGUUUAGAUCAGUUUGUACUCUUUUUAAUUAUUUAGGCUACAGUUGGUUUGAGAUUAUCCU